Molecule: messenger RNA, 2038 nt
Organism: Neodiprion fabricii
Lineage: Eukaryota; Metazoa; Arthropoda; Insecta; Hymenoptera; Diprionidae
Exons: 5
Coding region: 215-1402 (395 amino acids)
Source: RefSeq, a predicted model, not a curated record
ACCCAAGUACUUAACCCGAACUUGACAAACACGGAGCUUGCUGCUCGGGCAGAAAUCACUGAAAAUUAAGAACCCAUCGACGGCAGGUGAAGUGAAGUCUAAUAAUAAUUGCCGCGACUAUUAAACGUAUAAAAACUCUCCGGUCCAUCUUAUCGAAAUUCCCGGAACACUGCAGCGACGGAGCUAAAGCGAGAAGAUUCGUAACACACCAGAGAUGUGGACCUGGUUCGCGAUUGCCGCUCUGGCAAAGUUGCUUGUGGUGAGUAGCGAAGUUGAUUUCUCGAUGACGACUAACGGGGGGCAACGCAUCGUGAGAAAUUCGAAGAACGGAGAAGUACAAGAAGACUUGACGCAGGCGACACUGAAACCUUUGGUCAAGAGUGAUCGGAGCAACGAUUUCCUCCCGGAUAUAGGCAGCUAUCGUAACGCGAUAUUCGGCCUCAUCAAAGAAAUAUCCGCAACUUCGGCAAAGAUGAAGCGAGUUGAGAGUGAUACGGAGCAUAAAAAGGACAAAAGAUUGGCGCGGGAUGUUGGCGGUUCGCAAUUGGCACCCCUUGGCUCUUGGAUGUCGUGGGUAACACUCGAGGACAAGGCUGUGCCGAUGAGCGAUCGUUCGAACCCUUGGCACGAGAUAAAGAAGAGCCGAGCAUUUAGCCCAUGGGGUGGUAAGCGCGUCGCGAUUUUUGGGCAGGGUUCAAAAGUCCGCCGACCGAUGCGAAUCCCGUUCAACAGUUGGGGUGGCAAGCGAUCCGACGGGACGACGAGCCGAAGUUUCGCGGGCCUGGAAAAACGAGCGAGAUUUUCAAACUGGGGUGGAAAACGGGGAUGGGAAAGUAUCGGCACUGAGAAACGAACGAAGUUCAACGCGUGGGGUGGUAAACGCAGCAAGAACGGAGAACGCGACGACGAAGAGAUGAAAAGAACGAGAUUCAACGCUUGGGGUGGGAAACGGAGCGAAGAGAGCGAAUCGGAAAGAACGUCUGAAGAAUUCUUCCUAAAGAAGAAAGGGUUCAAUGCUUGGGGUGGUAAGAGGUUCGUCGAGGGUGAACUAAAUGCCGACGAGGAUGUCGAUCAUUCAAACGACGCCCCGGGUUCGUCGCCCUCCGAAAACAGAGGGAGGGAGAGACCUGAUAGCUCGAGUGGCGAAGAAGGGGUGCACCCCACUCACCGGGAGAUGAUCGAAACGGGGAGUAACUACCUUCGGAGAGAUGAUGCCAACGAGAUUCCACCUUUCGAGAGUGAAAUAAUGGAGUUGCCGGAAAGGAGAGGUGUUCAAAUUCGGAGGAGCGCGUUCAAUCCUUGGGGAGGGAGGAAGAGGGGCGAAAACGCAGCGAGUCCGCCGAACCUGAUCCUCCCUGAAGCUGACGAUCUUCAGGAGCAUCGUCAUCAGGACCGGUUCUAGCUGUUGGCCGGAUAAUUGCGAGCUCGAUUAUCACCUCGGGAUAAAAGUUCGAUCGAGUAUUCCAUGAUCUAUGAUUUUCUACGGACUGGACGGAUAAUACAAACUAGGCAAUGAAUAAAUAGGUAAUAUUUUUGUCGCGAACGUUCCUAAUUGAAUUCUUUAUUUCGCAGUAUCUCGUUAUAUCGCAGAGAAGUUUUUACUUUUCGUCGUCGCUGGUGGUAUGAGAAAAGUAUUGGUUUCCGUUAUUUUCACGAGUUAUAUAAGGUCUGUAAUAAUUUUCACAAUCGUUUUAACACGGUCAGUUGUCACAUGCAUUGCUUAUUUGUUAUUUCUAGUCUCAAUUUUUUGAGACGAAAAAACUCGGGGACGUAAACAAAUUUGGGUUUAGGCAGCGUAACGACACUAGAGCUAGUUGGAAAAUAGGAAACCCAUCUUAGGACUUUAUAAUACAUUGCAGCGACAAAAUUUAUGAACAUUAUUUGAACGACGUAUUGUAUAACGGUAUAUUAACAUUGUAUACUUAUACACGUACGUACAUGAACCGAUAAAUGCGAAAUAAAUAUGUAUCAUAGAAGAAUUGCAAGAUUGUGAUAUUUGAAAAAUUGUAUAAUUAGUUACUAAUGAAUUCCUUUACGC